AUUUAGAACAAUUAAAAUGAUCACUUACCGAACCAAGCAAGUAACAAGAUCUCCGAUCAAGUAGACAUUUAAAAUAUGGACUUUAAUGGUGAAAUUUAAAUAUUUAUAAAGAUAGAAGACAAUUAUUGUGAUACUAUAUCGUUUCUGCUGGUGGGCUAAGACAGUGGUCUCGGUGAAUAAAUGCGACAAUGGCUAAAGUGUCACGAUAUCCGGAAGUGAUAGACCACAAAAUGGAACCGCCACCAAACUAUUCCGAUAUAGACAAAUCACCACAUGUUGAUCAGAGCAUGUUAAACCUAGACGAGAAAAUAAGAUCAACUCUUUAUGAGCUUGAAGGUGCUAAACAUGAUAUUGGUAAAGCUAAAUCAGUCAAUAAAAAUUUGGAGAAAAAGAUUGAUGAAGCUAUAAAAGACAGGGAUUCUCUACGCCAGAAAAUAGAUUCACUCAAAGUGAAACUGGGAAUGUCCAAUGCAAGUCUGAACAAAAGUAACGAUGAAAAGGAAACACUGAGCACAAACCUGAAUGAAUCACAGGUUCUAGUAGCUCGAUUAGAGGAGAGACUGUCAGCGUUAAGUACUGAUUUAGACAGAAUGAGAGAUCCUGCAAACCCAGAGAGUAACAUGAGCAUUCGGAAACAUAUCAUUAAUGACAAAAAAGAAAUCAAGAAGUUGAAAGUGGAGGCUGAAAAUGAAAGAACUAGUCUUGAACAGGACAUUGAAACGGCAAAAGCUAAAGAUGGAGAAAUUAAAGCAUUAGAAAAAGAGCUGGCGAAGACAAAGGAUAUGUUAUCUAUGUGUGAAAAUGAAAGGAUAGAAGUCUUCCAGCAAGAAGAGGAAGAACGAAGACUGAAGGAAGAGAUGGUGCAAGGGUAUAAACUACUCAAAGCCGACAGAAAAACUUAUGAACAAAGACUAAAGGAAGCUAGAGUGAAACUUGGUGUAAAAACGUCCGGAAAGAAUGUUAAUGUAAAAGUGAUGGGUGAUAUGAAAACACGUGAAAAAGACUUAACAAAACAGCUAAAUCAGUUUGAAAGGAAACUUAAAGUGGCAAUGGGGGACUUAGAUAUACUAAAGAACCAACAUAAAAUGAGUAAGACAGCGAUGUCUAUAAAUAAAUACACAAAAAGAGCCCAAAAAGGUGACCAGGAGACAGUAAGCAUGGCACAAAGUGGACCUGGCCCCGUUAAAUUCGCGACAAAGGUAAAGAAAAGUCAACCGGAGCAAGGAACAUUGACUAACCGAUCAAGAUUGUCAGAACCAGAAAGGUCCAGGGCGAAAGGUGGAGACACAGACAGGUCAAGCAAUGCAUCAUUACCACAAAAGAACAAAGGGUCACUCUCUCGAAGAGAACGACAAGCGACUGUGACAAAACAGACAAAUGUUGGAAAAGAGGACAGAAAAAAAUCUGUCCAGUUUGUACCACCACCUAAAGCAAAGCUGAAAGGAAACGGUACAUGAAAAAAGUGAUGUUUCUUUUCAUCAAAAAAUCAUUUUGUUCCUGACACCAUUAUCAAUGAAUGUAGAAACAACACGAAUAGUUUGUUAAAAAUGUGUACAUGUAAAGAUGUUCUGUUCAUUCUUUUAACAUUGUAAAUAUCCAUAAAUACGUUUGAAUCGCUUAUAUAAAUAUGCUGUAACAAAAUUCUGAUCUAGCAGUUGAUAAUAAAAGGAUUAAACAUAUAUGUAAUUUCAAAGUCUGUCAACCUGUUUACAUUCCCUGUCCAAUCUUUUUGAAGUGAAUUAUUCACAUUCAAUAAACAAUACAAUAAUGUAAAUAUGUUUUUGAAUGAAAAUGGUGUUAUGAGAACAAUGUCCAUACAUAUCAACGUAUUAAGCUAAAGAUUUAUAAAAAAUACUAAAUCUUCAUUUUGUUCUGUCAUUGUUAAACUAGCACAGAUCUAUGGACAGCUCAGCAAAAUUUUACCCCUUUUAAAUCGUUGUAAAAUUUA
Messenger RNA from Mercenaria mercenaria, 1948 nucleotides. RefSeq lists its product as uncharacterized. NCBI's taxonomy places the organism in Eukaryota, Metazoa, Mollusca, Bivalvia, Venerida, Veneridae. The coding region runs from base 189 to 1457 and encodes 422 amino acids. The record is from RefSeq and is a predicted model, not a curated record. The transcript has 2 exons.